AUGCAAACAUCUGUGCAAAUUCUUAUGAAAGGCAUUAUGCCUGUGAAUGUACCAGUUCGAAAUAUCAUUGGUUCGAUGACUAUACAUUCAUAUAUGAAUCCUUGUAAGAGACAGACAGGGCGAGGACAUGCAAACUAUCUAAUGCAUCGCGACUUGCCUCGAUUUAUCGUGGCAAAAAAAAAAAGUUUUACAAGAACCGUAGCUCAACUUGUUGGUGUCGAUAGUGGCUUGGACAAGGCUAUGUUGAUGCUAGAUGUUGGGAAGAAACCGAAGCAAAGAAAACUAAGCGAGAUAAAAAGAAAUCGUUUAGGGAGAAUGUUUUUGGAGUAUAUUUUUCAAAUUUUGUGUGAACAUGAUCGAUUUUGUGGCAUAGAAGGAUUGGAAUUGUACAAGGUUGACGUAGGCCCAACAUUCAAAGUGAUGGACGUUUACUGGUUAGCAAAAGGUAGUAAAUCCGAUGAGGUUGCUGAAAAAGUGCUAAAGGAAUCAGAAAACUUUGUGCGUAAGAAGCUGUCUGAAUUGCUAAGCAGUCAUAAUGUUCCACGCUUAACUUUCAUUGCCGAACGUAAGCAGCUUGUGGAACAGGAAAUGAAUCUUUUAUUUGAGAGAGCAGAUUACGGUAUGCAAUAUCGAGCUUUAAGUCAUACAGGUGCGGUCCUAGGAUCAAUGGCUGAUGCAGGUCACCUAAAAACUAAAAUAAUGGACAAAUGA
This is a messenger RNA of Cercopithifilaria johnstoni, 711 nucleotides long. Lineage: Eukaryota; Metazoa; Nematoda; Chromadorea; Rhabditida; Onchocercidae. The record is from the annotation of a GenBank genome assembly.